Molecule: messenger RNA, 2481 nt
Organism: Penicillium verrucosum
Lineage: Eukaryota; Fungi; Ascomycota; Eurotiomycetes; Eurotiales; Aspergillaceae
Product: threonine/serine exporter family protein
Exons: 2
Coding region: 1-2481 (826 amino acids)
Biological process (GO): transmembrane transport
Molecular function (GO): transmembrane transporter activity
Source: RefSeq, a predicted model, not a curated record
AUGUCAGGCAUCAUCAACCCACAUCCCAGCCCAAAUGAAGAAUAUGCAGAAUACCCUCUUCCAAUCAUUGACAAUCCCGAUGAUCGUCAUAGCCUUGAGCGCGAGACCACUGUCGAUGCCACCCAAUACGAUGUCGGGCUUGAGCCACCCAUGCGCCCUCGCAGCCGAUCCCAUCAUCGGGUUCGUUUUCGCUCGAUAAGUCUGCGCCGAAAUGAAGAAGAUGCCCUACAUCCCUCAUCGGGACCGUUACUGCCGCCCGCAGACCUGAACGAAAUCCCCUUAUCAGGAACUAUCACCCCGCCAGCCCCCACACAUUCCCGCCGUGGCUCCGGCCUCGCCAACGUCCACACCCCAAACCAGUUCGGAGAGUCAGAGAAACAUGAUAUCGAUAAAAUGGACCGGACUACCUCGGCACGCGACCGAUUCAGAGCUACAGGCCACAUUUUGCGACAGAAAACUCACCGUUUCACUGAACGCCUCGAUGAUUUUGACAGCGGUAUCCCACUCGAGGAGCUGCAGGCCCGUCGCGCGCGCCAUGACGCCGAUCGAGCCCACGCAUUGGAGAGUGGUGAGAAUAUUAUCCACCCGCCCCCGAGCGCCGAGGCUCAUCGAUUGGUCCGCAACAUGACCGUGGUUCAGGAUCAGCUGCAGAAGCGGAAACCUCGGGGCGCAUAUCAGCGGUCCGGACAAACAACCCCCGAGGGCUUGUUCAGCGCCUUUACGCAGCGCAGACGAUCCAGUGGACUCAGCGGCGGCGGCGGCAUUUUGUCGCAGCUGCUGAAGCUCCAGGCCGCCCAGGGUGGCUACUCUCGCGCGGAAAGUGUCAUCACAGAUGACUCUGACAGUGACACUCAGGUUUCUUCCGGUAUCUCCACGCCGAAGAAGGGUUCCCUAUCACCCCUUCUCCCUGCCUCUCUGCCAGCCUCUGGCGCCGCUACCCCGCGCAAGGAGAAGCUCAAAUGGUACAAGAAAUCGGCCCAUCGGUCCACCUCGUCGCUGGUCAAUGCCUCCAUGAACCUCAGCACGGCCAGUCUGCCGGCUGCAGUGGAUGCGGCUCCCGGUGUGCAGAAGAAACGGAAGAAGAGCAAGCGCAAGACCCGUCUGGAGGAUGAGAUCCGUGUCACUGUUCAUAUCGCAGAGAUCAUCGCUCGUCAGCGGUACAUCAUGCAGCUAUGCCGUGCGCUUAUGCGAUAUGGUGCGCCCACCCAUCGUCUAGAGGAGUACAUGCAAAUGACUGCUCGGGUCUUGGACGUUUCGGGCCAAUUCUUAUAUCUGCCCGGUUGCAUGGUGAUGUCCUUUGAUGAUCCUAUCACGCGCACUGGUGAAGUCAAACUCGUGCGAAUGGUGCAAGGAGUCGACCUUGGUCGCCUCGCUGAUACGCACAAUGUUUACAAGAAUGUGGUUCACGACCUUAUCGGUGUUGAAGAGGCAACUCAGGAGCUGGACGAGAUUAUGCAGCGCAAGCCCCGAUUCAACAAAUGGAUCUUAGUCCUGGUGUACGGUCUUGCUAGUGCAACUGUCGGCCCAUUCGCUUUCAAGGCGCGACCGAUCGAUAUGCCCAUCAUCUUCUGUCUCGGUUGUAUUGUUGGGCUAAUGCAACACGUCCUCGCGCCACGGUCGACCCUGUACUCCAACGUUUUCGAGGUUACUGCUGCUAUCGUGACUUCCUUCCUCGCCCGUGCGUUCGGCAGCAUUAUGGUUACCCGCAAUGGUGUAUCUGAACCACUUUUCUGCUUCUCCGCUAUGGCACAGUCGUCUAUCGCUCUCAUUCUCCCUGGAUUUAUGGUUCUUUGUAGCAGUCUGGAACUGCAAUCUCACCAAAUCAUCGCUGGUUCGAUCCGUAUGGUGUAUGCGAUCAUCUACUCCCUCUUCUUGGGCUAUGGUAUCACAGUGGGGACUACGAUCUACGGGCUGAUGGAUGGCAAUGCGACAUCUGCAUCCACGUGCUCAGGCCUAGAUGUCUACGGGUCGGUUUAUGCACGAACAUUCCCCUUCGUGGCUAUCUACGCUAUUUUUCUGGCCAUUGUGAACCAUGGAAAAUGGAAGCAGAUGCCCGUUAUGGUCUUCAUCGCCUUGUCCGGGUACGUCGCCAACUAUUUCAGUACCACCAAGCUCGGCCCCCAAUCAGAAGUCGCCAACACCGUCGGCGCAUUCACUAUUGGUGUCCUGGGCAAUCUGUACAGUCGGGUCUGGCAUGGCCAUGCCGCCACCGCCAUUCUUCCUGGUAUAUUUGUGCUGGUCCCCUCUGGCCUCGCCUCUAGUGGCUCUUUGAUCGCGGGCAUCAAAUACGCCGACGAGGUUCGUCAGAACCUCUCAAACAAUGGGACCAGUACACCUUCUGGCGCUCUUUCUGAAACCUCAGUUGCCAGUCUUGGUUUCGGCAUGAUCCAAGUCGCGAUCGGUAUCACAGUCGGAUUAUUUAUCGCCGCUUUGGUUGUCUACCCAUACGGCAAGAAGCGCACUGGUCUGUUCAGCUUCUAG